Messenger RNA from Plasmodium falciparum 3D7, 4020 nucleotides. RefSeq names its product cdc2-related protein kinase 3 (gene CRK3). Gene Ontology annotation, biological process: chromatin remodeling. NCBI's taxonomy places the organism in Eukaryota, Apicomplexa, Aconoidasida, Haemosporida, Plasmodiidae. The record is from RefSeq and is a predicted model, not a curated record. Gene Ontology annotation, molecular function: transferase activity; nucleotide binding; kinase activity.
AUGAACGUUAAAGAUGUGGAUACCCUUUUAGAUAUUUUUAGAGGGGGGCCAGGUGUUCAUACUUGCUCAGGUAUUGAAAAUUAUUUUUUAGAAAACAAUACGUUAGAUGUUGAUAUUAAAAAAGAAUUCAUAAAAAGGUUGGAGAACCCCACAUUUUUAUCAAAGUUUUGUAUGUUAAAGAGAAAGUUCGUUUAUAACUUUUUUCUAGUCAAAAAGGAAAUAGUAAAAAAAAGGUUAUGGACUUAUAUAGAAAAUAUUAUUGAUAAAUUAAAUGAUGAUGAUAUUAUAAAAGUACAUAAAUAUUUAGAAAAGGAAUCUGGGAAUGUUAUUCAUACCUUUUUAAAUAAUUUAUAUUUGUAUAAAGAUAUGGAAAAUAAAAGAAGAAGGAGGAAAAAUAUAAAAAGAAAAAAAAAAGAAAAAAAAAAAAGAAACAAUCAUGAUAUAUAUAAUAAUUGUAAUAUAAAUUCGAAUAAAUUAGAUUGUAAUUUACCUUAUAAUUUAAAUUUAGAAAACAUAUUUUGGAAGCAGAUAAAUUUAAAAAAUUAUAAGAAGAAAUAUUUUUAUCAUAUUAAUAAAAAUAUAAACUCUUUGUGGAAGGUAUAUUUAUCAUAUAACUUGUUAAAUAUAAAUAAAUGUGAACGUAAAGAUCUUAUUAAAAAUAUAUUACACACAUUAUUAAAAAAAGAAUAUGAACAAUUAAGUUGUUUUGAAUGGGAUUCAAAAGUUGUUUUAUAUAAAUUGUUAAAAAAUCAAGAUUUAAAAAAAUGUUCACUGGAAAAUUAUACAGAAGAUGAUGUAACUAGUAACCCGAGCAAUGAUUUUGACAAUACUGUGGAUAUAGAUCUUAAUAUGAAGGAAAAUGUACAAAAUAAAGAUAAGGUUCAUGUUGGUGAUAAAAUUGGUUCCAUUCCUGAAGGUGAUAACAUAUGUCUUCAGACGGAUGACCAAACAUAUAAUCAUAAUAAUAAUAAUAUAAUGUUAAAAAAAAAAAAAAAGUCAUCAGAAAAUCAUAUUUUAAUAAAUAGUAAUAAUGUUUUAUUAAAUUAUAAUAAAAAUUCUGAAUUAUUAGAUGAUUGUUUCAAAUUAUGUAAUAAUAAUAAUAAUAAUGUUCAUAUAUAUGAUAAAAGUAAUGUAAGUUACACAAAUUUAAACGAUUUAAAGAAUGGAUAUUAUAAAGAUACAGAUAUAAUAUAUGAUUUAUUAUUAAAAUCUAUAAAAGGAGAAAUAAAAUUGAAAGUUAAGAAUUUUGUUAAGGUUCAUCAAGUUGGACAAGGAGCAUAUGGAGAUGUUUGGAUGGCAGAAGAUAUAAUAAAUAAUCAAAGAGUAGCUUUAAAAAAAUUAAAAUUAAAUGAAGAAAAAGAUGGAUUUGCAAAAACUUAUAUAAGAGAAAUAUCUAUUUUAAAUUCAUUAAAACAUGAAAAUAUUGUUGAAUUAAUUGGAGUAGUACAUUCUAUUUUACCUGUAAAUUUUAAUAAUCAAAAUAUGAUAAAUCAAUCUCCUCAAAAUUCUCAUCCUAUUCAUAUAAAUCACAAUAACAUUUUUCAUAACAAGUUUUUUGAUCAAAAUAAUUAUAAAGAUUUUCUUAUUACUGAAAAGAAUUAUUUUGGUAAUAAAAAAAAUAGGCGUACAUUAAAUGAAGAUAUGUUGUCAGUUGUAGAUAUAUCAUCAAAUGAAGAUAUGUUGUCAGUUGUAGAUAUAUCAUCAAAUGAAGAUAUGUUGUCAGUUGUAGAUAUAUCAUCAAAUGAAGAUAUGUUGUCAGUUGUAGAUAUAUCAUCAAAUGAAGAUAUGUUAUCAGUUGUAGAUAUAUCAUCAAAUGUAGACAUAUCACCAAAUCAAGAUAUAUCACCAAAUCAAGAUAUAUCACCAAAUGAUUGUUAUACCUUAAAUAAUUUAUUAAACCAUAAUCAGGUGGACCCAUCCACUUCUCUUUCCAUAUCUUCAUACGAAGAUACGACUUCAAGUAAUAGCUCCCAUUCCAAUUGUUCAUCCUCGAGUGUAUCUUCAUUCAUGUCAUACGAUAAAAAUAAAGAAAAAAAAUCAUGUAUUUGGAUGGUGUUUGAAUAUGUACCUUUUGAUUUGUCAGGAUAUAGUGAACUUCUAAGAGAAGAAAGAAAUGAAAAAGAAAGAUAUAAAUAUGCUAACUUAUUCAGUAUAGGUGAAAUCAAAAAUAUUUUUAUACAAUUAUUAAAAGCUUUAGAUUAUUGUCAUAAAAAUAAUAUUAUCCAUAGAGAUAUUAAAAUAGCUAAUUUGUUAAUAGAUAAUAAUGGAAUUUUAAAGCUAGCUGAUUUUGGACUAGCUAGAUUCCAUUCUGAUAUUAAUGCAUCUAAUAUGACAAAUAGAGUUAUUACAUUAUGGUAUAGACCACCAGAAUUAUUAUUAGGUUCUGAAAAUUAUAUGGCAUCGGUUGAUAUGUGGAGUUGUGGUUGUGUUCUAGCAGAAUUAUUAACCAGCAAUCCUUUAUUUUCUGCGGAAAAUGAAACAGAUAUAUUAAAAAUUAUUGUUAAUAAGUUAGGGUUUCCAAAUGAAAGAGAUAUAAAAUAUUUAAGAAAUUUACCCUGCUGGAAUUUAUUAAAAUUAAAUCCUAUACAUCCAAAUAAUAUACAUCAUAAUAUAAAUCAUAAUAAAAAAAUAGAAACAGAAACUUCUAUCAGAAAUAUACCUGGUGUAGGAGAUCUAGGAUUAGAUCUUAUUAAAAAAUUUUUAAAAUGGAACCCAUAUGAAAGAAUCACAGCUAGCGACGCCCUUAACCAUCCAUGGUUUAAGACACAACCUUUGUCUGAAAAAAUACACCAAAGAAAUAAUAUUAAAGCAGCUCAUAGUUUUAUGACCAAAAAUUAUAAAAAAAGGGACCUACCCAAAAAUACUUAUUCGAAAAUUAAUGAAAAUUUUAGAUUUAUAAAUGUAGGAAAUUACAGAAAGGCUUAUCUUCGAAGUAAAUAUAAUGACCACCUCCUAUAUCUAAACUCACUUUCGUCAAAAAGGGAUGUCCUCAAGGAGCAACCUCUCCAACAGAUUGAUAAGAAGACAGAAGAAGAUAAAGAAACCAAAACGGAAACCACAAAUAUGGAGCAGAAGGAUAAAAAACAUAAAGAAUUAGUAAAUAUUAAAAAGGAAGAUGAACCAGGAGAAACCAAAAAAUGUAAAGUCGAAUCGGUCACGGAUUACAGUGAUAGGGAAAAUUUAAAACCCACUUUUGAUAAUGACAUAAAAAAAAAUGAACACAAAUUGAAUUCAAAUAAAUCAGAUAUAGACAAAACUAGGAAAUCAGCUACCAUAUCAAGAGACGGAAGCUUAAGAAGAAAUGAAAGAAAGACAAUAGCAGUGAUAAAAUAUUAUGACCAUAAAAUGAAAGAAUAUAAUCAUAACCGUAGCCCUAGUCAUGCUAAAAAGUACAACAAUGAAAAAAGGGAAAAGGAAAAAAAAAUCGAAGGUAUAGAUAAUAGGAGGGAAAGCAACAACUAUUUUAGGAGAAGUAGAGAAGGUAUAGAUGAUAGGAGAAGAUAUUCAACCAUUUGUAAAACGGGUUAUAACAACGCAGAUGUGUAUAGGGAUAGAAUAAGUCACCGAAGUAGGGAAAGGGAGUGGUAUAAAAAACCAUACGGAAGAAGGAGCAGAGAUAGGGAUAGAGAAAGAGAUAGAGAUAGGGAAAGGGAUAGAGAAAGAGAUAGAGAAAGAGAUAGAGAUAGGGAAAGAGACAGAGAAAGGGAAAGAGAUAGAGACAGAGAUAGAGACAGAGAAAGAGAUAGAAAUAGAGAAAGAGACAGAGAUAGAGAAAGAGAUAGAGAAAGAGAUAGAAAUAGAGAAAGAGACCGAGAUAGGGACAGAGAUAGAGAUAGAGAUAGAGACCGAGAUAGGGACAGAGAUAGAGAUAGAGAUAGAGACCGAGAUAGGGACAGAGAAAAAGAAAGAAAAAGAGAUAAAGAUAAAGAUAAAGAAAAUGAUAAAAGUAAAGAUGCUGAUCAAAAAAAACAUAAAUUAGAUACAGAAGAGUUAAGGGUUGAAAAGAAAAAGAAAAUAUAA